Molecule: messenger RNA, 2936 nt
Organism: Chara braunii
Lineage: Eukaryota; Viridiplantae; Streptophyta; Charophyceae; Charales; Characeae
Source: the annotation of a GenBank genome assembly
ACGCGCUACUCUCCUGGCGCUGUGGACCUCAGCAAAGAUCAUAUGUGGGUUGCUGAAGUGAGAUGUGCAAUGCUCCGGACCUCAGUGAAGAUCACCUGUGGUUUGCUGCAGUGAGGGGAGAGGACAACAGGGAAGGUGCUGCAUUGAGAGGUGCAAGUCUCGGGCGAAAUCUUUCUUGUGCAAUGAAGUGAAAUCACUACCUUUUAUGGUGAGCGGCAGUGCUUCUCCCCUUCACUUGUGUAGGGGGCAUCCAUCCCUAUGGCCAGUGGUUCUCCCCUACACUUGUGUGAUGGGCACCCCAUUUGUAAUAUAUCUGUACAGAUAAUGGUGCUUCAGUGUACAUAGUAAUAUGGGAUUGUGUUGUGUUUGUGGCACUAUCCUCCGUCUCAGGAGGAUCGAUGAGGGAGGGACCCUUUUUCUUUUUUUCCUUUUCAUUAUUAUUUGAAAGGAGGAAGCACAGCAUUUAGCAUGCCAGCAGCACUGUUUAGUGAUCAGCGCAACAUAUAUUCACAAGUAUCCUUACUAUCUAUCUUUGGAUAUGGAAUAUGUAUUCUAUAAUUAUAAUUCUAGUGGAAGGGGACUCCAACCCCAUGGAGGUUUCGUGGCAGUCGGGGAGGUAGAGCUGUACGCCAUAGACCAAAUUGAAUGCUAUAUGUGGGUCAACCACAGAGCACUUGGUGUUAGAACUUUUGCACAGGGGUGUGCAGAAAAUGGGUAUGGUAAAUUGCCGAACGGAACAGUGCAGGCUGAAGUAGAUGACGUGGAUUUCUAUUCUCUGUGUCUGGUGGGGUGGUGGUUGGUUUCCAGUCAGUCUUUAAUCCGUGCAAAGAAAGAAACGCACCCAAGUUGUGAGGCUUUUACUGCACCAAGCAGACAGGGCUGGCAGAUUGAUUACUUAUUUGACAGGCUCCUCAUAAGUCAGAUCUGGUUAGUAUGUAUUAACAUAUGCUGCUUCCAAGUCUACAUCUGCUUUUGCCCGUUCAAGGUGGUCGAAAUGCUUUCCCAUUGGCUCCUUUAGAGUUCGGAUAUCAUCAUCAUCCAUUAAAGGGAAAACAGUUGUACUCAAUGUGCUGGUAAUGAAUUGACCUUUGUUCCCAGCACACCCUGACUGUGUGAGAUUAGUUUGCGGGUUUGUUGUAAACCUCUUUUGUUGUGCCUUUGCUCUGCUUGCAGAGAACACCUACUUUUGUCUUCUCACUUUACCCCCAACAUAAAAAACACAAGGCAUGCAAUCAUUGAUGGCAACAUAAAAUGCCACACUUCGUUGGCAGAUUGACUGCAGGUUGGGGAGUGCAAAUCUGCCAGUUCUACUGUCUUGGAGGACGUUAGCAUCAAGAGUUAGUAGUACUUAAUACUAGACCUCUACCUCUACAAGUGGGUAGAAGAUCGGAGGGUUAUAGAUGUUUGCUGAUUUCUCUGACUGAUUGACAGAUGAGAGGGGAGAGCAUCUGAGGGUAGCAGCAGGUUGUGUCUGGGCACAGACAAGUGGAUGGACCCCACCCACUCAUCUGACAUGCAUCGGGGAGAGGCAAAGCUGAUGGAGGCAAAACCGCUGAUUGCGAUGUGGCUGGUGAUGUGAGGCAGCUGGUUCGGCCCCUGCAGUAAUUCACUGGAAAAAGGGAUAUAAUACUGAUAUAUACGAUUAGCCAUAGAUGGCGAUGAUAGGGCUUUCCUGGUGUUCAGUGUGGCUUUGCAAGGGAUGUAUUAUUGAUGAUCAGACAGUAGUGUACAUAGAAGACUUUACAAAAAGCAGUCAAUUGCCGGCAUGGUUGCAAACAGGAUUAGAGGGAUGAAGGCGGCAAUAAAGUUUCAUGGAGGUGUAGUAGCUGUUGAUUAUGAAGCAUGCUCAAUCGGGCAAUGCACGGGAAGCCAAGAAUCCGCAAAGUGAUGAAAUGGACUCUACUGGAAAAUGCAGUGUCAGCAAAGCAUCAACAGCAGUGUACAUCCAGAUACAUACAAAGAUGGCACAAAGUAGCGCAACGGAAGACUCAAAGAUAGGACCUGACCUGUCACACGACAUCCCAUCAUACAUCACUCAUGUGAGAGAGGGAGGAGGGACCGCACGCAUAGACGAAAGGUCCCUCCUUGCACACACACAUGGGGAAGAUACCAUGGAUGAGUGAUCAGGGGAGAGGCGAGACGAAGAUAAAGGCGAGGAAGAAGAAGAGACCGUGAUAGCGAAGUCCAAAAUAGUCUCCCUGUCGAAAGUACAAUCAAUGUCUGCGGCAAAAAUGUCGGAUCAGAUCCCGGGCAUCAUGCCCGUAGUGACCUCUGCCAGUAACCUCUCUCGCUCUCUCUGGAAGAAGAAAAAGAAGAAGAAGAAGAAGAAGAAGAAGAAGAAGAAGAAGGAAGGAAGAAGUUGAGUUGGAGGGCGAGAACAGAUAGAAGAAGAAGAAGAAGAUGUCGUCCUCCUCACUGUCUCACCUGCAGGGAACUGCCGCCAAGUACUGACGUCGUCGGCGUACGCUGUGCUGCAGGGCGUUGGAGCCAAGUCCAGCUAUGGCGCCCAGGUACGUACUCGAACGCUGCAGGUAUGGCCUCCGCCCUGUCUCCCUACCUGCUCCUCUGCCUCUAACGCAGCGCAGCGCUGUAGCGUGCGGUGCUGGUCCAGCAGUGUGUUGCCCAAGAAGUCAGCUACCCGAACUGUGUGUAUGCCCAGCUGCUGCCCAGCUAGAAGUAGUGCUGGGCCUGGCUGGGUGUGCCUGGUGCUGGCCUCAACUGACCCACUCUGUCUGGGCCCCUACUGGUCGUCCAGACCAUGCUGCUGAUGCAGCAAGGCGCAAAAACGUGUCUGGCCUAAAAACGGCCUCGCUCCUGUGUACCCAGCCCAAGGCGGAGCCUUGGGGCCUGCAAGUCUGAAACAUCGUCGGCGCAGACAAAAAUAGGACAGCAAAUAAAUAAGUAAAUAGAUAAAUAAAUAAAUGGUGCCUGUAGUC